AUGCUCAGAGCAAGCUCGUUCAAAUCUAUGCAACUCAGACGGUUCAGCGCCUCUGUGCGGUCGCUGGCCGCGCAAAUUCUCUCGGGCACCAAGCUGGCCGCCGAGAUCCGUGCAAAUGCAAGAAAGGCGAUCUCGCAAGUGCAGCAGGCCAACCCCAACUUCAAGCCGUCACUGACAAUCAUCCAGGUCGGCAGCAGACCAGACUCCUCGGCGUACGUGAGAAUGAAGCUGAAGGCAUCGACAGAGUCGGGCAUCGAGUGCAACGUCAUCAAAAUGCCAGAAGACACAGCAGAGGUGACUCUUUUGAACAAGAUCCGCGAAUUGAACGAGGACUCCAAGGUGCACGGAGUUCUGGUGCAGCUCCCGCUACCAAAACAUAUCACGGAGGUCAAGGUCACCAACAGCGUGGCCACGGAGAAGGACGUGGACGGUUUCGACAGAUACAACGUGGGGGAGCUGGCCAAGAAGGACGGAGAGCCGCUGUUUCUGCCGUGCACGCCGAACGGGUGCAUGCGGCUGCUGGAGCAGACCGGCGUCGAGCUGGCCGGCAAGCACGCCGUCGUGAUUGGCCGCUCCGACAUCGUGGGGACGCCUGUUGCUGCGCUGCUCAAGAAGGCCAACUGCACGGUCACCAUGUGCCACAGCCGCACGGCAAACAUCCCGGAGCUGGUGCGCCAGGCCGACAUUGUGGUUGCUGCGCUCGGAAAGCCGAAAUUCGUCAAGGGCGACUGGCUCAAGCCGGGCGCCGUGGUGAUCGACGUCGGGAUCAACUACGUGGACGCCCCGGGCACCAAGAGUGGGCGCAAGCUUGUGGGGGACGUCGACUACGACUCGUGUGUCGACAGGGCCUCGUUCCUGACGCCUGUCCCUGGCGGAGUCGGCCCCAUGACGGUGGCCAUGCUUGUGGACAACGUUGUGCAGGCAGCGAAGCGCCAAAUGGAGCGCGAAUCGCGCCCCGUCGAGUGCGUGCCACUCCCACUUGAAUGUGUCGACCCGGUGCCGUCCGACAUCGACAUCUCGCGGGCGCAGCAGCCAAAGCACAUCACCGAGGUCGCCGAGGAGCUGGGCAUCAAGGAGUCCGAGCUCGAGCAGUUCGGCCACUACAAGGCCAAGGUGUCGCUGGCGGUGUACGACCGGCUGAAGGAGGACCGCGACAACGGCAACUACGUGCUGGUGGCGGGCAUCACCCCCACGCCGCUGGGUGAGGGCAAGUCGACCACGACGAUGGGGCUGGUGCAGGCUCUGGGCGCCCACUUGGGCGUCCCUGCGGUGGCCAACGUGAGACAGCCGUCGAUGGGCCCCACGUUUGGUGUCAAGGGCGGAGCUGCCGGAGGUGGCUAUGCGCAGGUGAUCCCAAUGGACGAGUUCAACAUGCACUUGACGGGCGACAUCCACGCAAUUGGCGCCGCCAACAAUCUGCUGGCGGCGGCCAUUGACACACGGAUGUUUCACGAGAGCACGCAGAGCGACAAGGCGCUGUACAAGCGGCUUGUUCCGGUUAAGAAGGGCCAGAGAAAGUUCACCCCAUCUAUGCUGAAGCGGUUGCAAAAACUGGGCAUUGCGGAGACCGACCCGGACAAGCUGUGCGAGGCGGACGCUGCGCGGUUUGCAAGACUCGAUCUCGACCCGGAAUCGAUUCAGAUUAAACGCGUGGUGGACGUGAACGACCGGUUCCUCAGACAGGUUACCGUGGGGCAGGCUCCGACCGAAAAAGGCUUCACGCGCAAGACAGGCUUUGACAUCACGGUCGCCUCAGAAAUCAUGGCGAUUUUGGCGCUAUCGCGGGACUUGGAGGACCUGAGAGACCGCGUGGGCCGCAUGGUGGUGGGCUCGAGCCGGGGCGGCGAGCCGGUCACGGCGGAGGACGUGGGGUGUGCGGGGGCCAUCACGGCGCUGCUCAAGGACGCGGUCAAGCCGAACCUGAUGCAGACGCUGGAGGGCACGCCCGUGUUUGUGCACGCGGGGCCGUUCGCCAACAUCUCGAUCGGCGCGUCGUCGGUCAUUGCUGACCGGCUGGCGCUCAAGCUUGUGGGGUCGCACAAGGGUGCUCCCGCCGGCUCUGCCGCCGCCACCAAGGGCUUCGUCGUGACGGAGGCUGGGUUCGACUUCACGAUGGGCGGCGAGCGGUUUUUCAACAUCAAGUGCCGCGCGUCCGGGCUGAAGCCGAACGUUGUGGUGCUGGUGGCCACGUCGCGCGCGCUCAAGCUGCACGGCGGUGCCCCUGACGUGAAGCCGGGCCAGACGUUGCCCGAGGCGUACACGCAGGAGAACGUGGAGCUCGUGCGCCGCGGGUGCGCCAACCUGGCGAAGCAGAUCGCCAACGCCAAGAGCUACGGCGCGCCGGUCGUGGUGGCCAUCAACCAGUUUGUCACGGACACGGCUGCGGAGAUAGCUGCGAUCCAGGAGGAGGCUAUAAAGGCGGGCGCCACGGCGGCCGUGCCGUCGAACCACUGGGCGCAGGGCGGAGCCGGCGCGGUGGAGCUUGCGCGGGCCGUGGUGGAGGCUGCCAAACAGCCGAACGCGGGCAACUUUCUGUACGAGCUGGACGGCUCGGUGGAGGACAAGCUGAGCGCGAUUGCGCGCAAAAUGUACGGCGCCGACGGCGUCGAGCUGUCGGCGCUGGCCAGAGAGCAGAUCGCCACGUACGAGGCGCAAGGGUUUGGCCGGCUGCCGAUCUGCAUCGCCAAGACGCAGUACUCGCUGUCGCACGAUCCGAAACUCAAGGGUGUUCCGCACGGGUUCACCGUUCCGAUCAGAGAGGUGCGGCUGAGCGCCGGCGCGGGCUAUCUGUACGCUCUGGCCGCCGAGAUCAUGACGAUCCCAGGCCUCGCCACGCACGCGGGCUACAUGAACGUCGAGGUUGUGGACGGCCAGAUCGAGGGCCUGUUUUAG
Molecule: messenger RNA, 2892 nt
Organism: Ogataea angusta
Lineage: Eukaryota; Fungi; Ascomycota; Pichiomycetes; Pichiales; Pichiaceae
Exons: 1
Coding region: 1-2892 (963 amino acids)
Biological process (GO): tetrahydrofolate interconversion
Cellular component (GO): cytosol
Molecular function (GO): methenyltetrahydrofolate cyclohydrolase activity; formate-tetrahydrofolate ligase activity; methylenetetrahydrofolate dehydrogenase (NADP+) activity
Source: RefSeq, a predicted model, not a curated record